Molecule: messenger RNA, 2513 nt
Organism: Mesoplodon densirostris (Blainville's beaked whale)
Lineage: Eukaryota; Metazoa; Chordata; Mammalia; Artiodactyla; Ziphiidae
Gene: PKDCC
Product: protein kinase domain containing, cytoplasmic
Exons: 7
Coding region: 172-1611 (479 amino acids)
Biological process (GO): protein phosphorylation
Molecular function (GO): ATP binding; non-membrane spanning protein tyrosine kinase activity
Source: RefSeq, a predicted model, not a curated record
GUCAGGCCGAUGUGCAGCCCGCGAGGGGCCGGGGUCGGGGCCGCCGGGGCCAUGCGCGCGGGCUGGGCAGGGGACCCGCGCGGCGUAGAGCGUAGACGCUUCGGAGCCUGAGCCUCCCGGGGCCGCGGCCAGGGAGCCGCGCGGGGCCGGCCGGCCGGGGGGAGGGGAGCGAUGCGGCGCCGGCGGGCCGCGGUGGCCGCGGGUUUCUGCGCCUCCUUCCUGCUGGGCUCGGUCCUCAACGUGCUCUUCGCACCGGGCUCGGAGCCUCCGCGGCCAGGCCAGUCCCCCGGGCCCUCGCCAGACCCGGGCCCGGGCCGUCGCGGGGGCCGCGGGGAGCUGGCCCGGCAGAUCCGAGCGCGCUACGAGGAGGUGCAGCGCUAUUCCCGCGGGGGCCCCGGUCCCGGGGCCGGCCGGCCGGAGCGGCGGCGCCUGAUGGACCUAGCUCCGGGCGGCCCGGGCCUGCAGCGUCCCCGCCCCCCGCGGGCCCGGCCCCUGCCCGACGGCGCUCCGGGCUGGCCCCCGGCUCCUGGCCCGGGCUCCCCCGGCCCGGGAUCCUCCGGCCCGGGCCCGCGCCUGGGCUGCGCCGCGCUCCGCAACGUGACCGGCGCACAGUACGUGGGCUCCGGCUACACCAAGGCCGUGUACAGGGUCCGCCUGCCCGGCGGCGUCGCGGUGGCGCUCAAGGCGGUGGACUUCAGCGGCCACGAUCUGGGCAGCUGUGUGCGCGAGUUCGGGGCGCGGAGGGGCUGCUAUCGGCUGGCGGCCCACAAGCUGCUCAAGGAGAUGGUGCUGCUGGAGCGGCUGCGGCACCCCAACGUGCUGCAGCUCUAUGGCUACUGCUACCAGGACAGCGAGGACAUCCCGGACACCCUGACCACCAUCACGGAGCUGGGCGCCCCUGUGGAAAUGAUCCAGCUGCUGCAGACUUCCUGGGAGGAUCGCUUCCGAAUCUGCCUGAGCCUGGGCCGCCUCCUCCACCACCUGGCCCACUCCCCGCUGGGCUCGGUCACUCUGCUGGACUUCCGCCCCCGACAGUUCGUGCUGGUGAAUGGGGAACUGAAGGUGACGGAUCUGGAUGACGCCCGUGUGGAGGAGACACCGUGCACAGGCAGUGCUGACUGCACACUCGAGUUCCCAGCCAGGAACUUCACCUUGCCCUGCUCAGCCCAGGGCUGGUGCGAGGCCAUGAAUGAGAAACGCAACCUCUACAAUGCCUACAGGUUUUUCUUCACAUACCUCCUGCCCCAUAGUGCCCCGCCCUCACUACGGCCUCUCUUGGACAGCAUUGUCAACGCCACAGCACCGUGCACUCUGCAGGAGAGCUCACCUGGGGGGUGGACGAGACCCUGGCCCAGCUGGAGAAGGUCCUGCACCUGUACCGGAGCGGGCAGUAUCUGCAGAACUCCACAGAGGCCGGCAGAGCCGAGUACCAGCACCUCCCAGGCAGUACCAUCCCCCAGGAAGACUACCGCUGCUGGCCAUCCUAUCACCACGGAAGCUGCCUCCUUUCAGUGUUCAACCUGGCCGAGGCUGUGGACAUCUGUGAGAGCCAUGCCCAGUGCCAGGCCUUUGUGGUCACCAACCAGACCACUUGGACAGGUCGGCAACUAGUCUUUUUCAAGACAGGAUGGAGCCACGUGGUCCCUGAUCCCAGCAAGACCACAUAUGUGAGGGCCUCUGGCUGACCUGUCUGGGGGCUCAGCUGACCAUCCCUGCCCGCUGGGCUUGCCUGUGACUUGCACUGGCAGCGCUGCAUGUCACCUGGGCACCCCUGCAGACAAGGCUGACAUCCCCGACAGACCGAGGUGACCAGGACAACGUGCAAUAAUGCCACAUGUUAAAAUGUGAGUUUACCAGUCUAGGUCUGGGACUGCUGGCUCCAGGGCAGGAAUCAUGGAGGGCUGACUGCCCCCCUCACCCUCUGGGCUGCCAGUGAGGCUCAGGAUGGUCUCCCCACUGGGGGUCUGCCCCUCACUGGGACAGUUCUGUGGGCAGCCCCAUCACUGUGUUCGUAGCGCGAGAAUGUAGCCAGAGCCCCUGCUGCUGGUGCUGCUGCACGUGCCAUGGCCCGGCGGGGGUCGCGUGGGGACAAUCAGUCACGGAGUGUUCUCUUAGCCAAGCUCCUGACCGGAGACUUGAAGGGAUGCUCCGGGAGAUGGGUGAUUCUGUACCUGGGGAGGCCGCCUCUGGGCCCGACAGGGGCGCUGACCGGCCAGCCCAGGAGCGGGGCCAGAGGAGCACACGAGGUCUGAGCCACGUCGUGGGGUUGAGGGGCAGGUAGCAGUUUGAGCCAGGACCUGGGGCGGGGGUGGGGCCGGGGCCUUUCUGCUUCAUUUGCUUUCAGUGAAAGCCGCAAAGCAGCCAAAAGCAGCCUCUCCCCGCUCCUGGAGUUUGUAUAUCCAGAAGCUUUUGUACUUCUUGUUCAUUAAAAUGUUUAUUUUUGUAAGAAAAAGAAAUCAAUUAAUAAAAGGACGUUUCACGGCAAGGACUCUUCCCAAGCCGCAUUUUCCUGA